GCCCUUCAAGACAUAAUGGAGAAAAUGGCCAGACCUCUUCCCAUAAACCCAACUUUCCUGCCGCCGACUCACGGCGUGCUGAAAUCCCUGCUGGAAAACCCGCUGAAGCUGCCUUUCCAUCACGAUGAAGGAUUUGGGAAAGACCAGGAGAAAGAGAAGAAGCUGGACGAUGAGAGCAGCACGGGCAGCCACCCGCAGUCGGCCUUCCUGGGUCCGACCCUCUGGGACAAGACGCUGCCCUACGAUGGCGACAACUUUCAGCUGGAGUACAUGGACCUGGAGGAGUUCCUGUCAGAGAACGGCAUCCCCGCCAACACAGCCCAGGGCGACCAGGCCCAGCAGGCAGCGCAGCCGGCCCAGGCCCCACCGCCCGCCCCGCCCGCCACGCCUACACCCACCGUGGUGGACCUCAGCAGCCGCGCCACCACCUCGCUUCACACGGGCAUGGCGCCUCAGACUUGCCUCCGCAGCCCCAGCACAGCAGCCCUGCCCUCGGCCCGAGACACCCCCAGCCCCAUCGACCCAGAGUCCAUCCAGGUGCCCAUGGCCUACGAGCCCGACCCGCAGGACCUGGCUCUGUCCAGCGUGCCCGGCCAGGAAAUGUUCGACCCCAGGAAACGCAAGUUCUCCGCCGAGGAGCUGAAGCCGCAGCCCAUGAUCAAGAAAGCCCGCAAGAUCUUCAUCCCCGAAGACCUGAAGGACGACAGGUACUGGGCCCGGCGCAGAAAGAACAACGUGGCAGCCAAGAGGUCACGGGACGCCCGGCGGCUGAAGGAGAACCAGAUCGCCAUCCGGGCCAGCUUUCUGGAGAAGGAGAACCACGCUCUCCGCAUGGAGGUAGCAGAUAUAAGGAAGGAGCUGGGUCGCUGCAAGAACGUUGUGGCGAAAUACGAGGCCCGACACGGGCCCCUGUGAAACCCCAAAACCACCACACCCACCCUACUCCCACAACCCACCUCUCCUCCAGUUUGAAGGACAAUGUGUCUCUUUUGGUGGCACUGCCCCCUCUUCCUCCUCCUCCUCCUCCUCCUCCUCUUCCUCAACCAACACACACCUGUAUGAUUCUGGUAUUAUAACUGUCAUUUUGAUUCUAUCAUAAGCUUCAAUUUGUCUGUUCCUUCUUUUAUUUUCUGUACACAUUGUUCGACUAAAUAUAUAUACAUAGAUACAUAUAUGUAUUUACACACGCAUACUUCCCACUUUAACGUACUGUGAGGAGUUAUGAGCCAAUCCACCAGCUGAGUCCCCCCACCCCGCCGCUACCUUCCACUUUAGAGAAAUGAUGCCAUGCUGUUUGUUGUUCACUUUCAUACCAAUUUUAUACAUGAGAUCAGGACUAAAAAACUGUUUCCUGUUUCCCUUUUUUCUUCUUCUUCUUCUUCUUCUUCUUCUUCUGUGUUUAUAACAUGUGACGUGUCCAAGAGCCUGCGUUCACCCCACACAAUCUUGUGUAAGAGUUUGUUUUUUCUCCCAUCAGCAACAUUAUCUUCUUUUUGAAAACUCUUUUCUUUGUUGUAUUUUUAGUUGUUUAACCUCCAAACACAACUCCAGCUUCUCUAACUCGCUUUUUUUAACGUUCAGAUAGCACAUAAAAAAAACACUUUUUCCUGUGCAAUCGUGACGUUUUUGUUUUUUUUCUUCAUGACCCGGACACUGAGCAAUAAUUCCUGUCCAGAACUAAACUGACAUGACUACCUACAUGUUCUUCACCCCUCCCUGCCCCCCCUCCACCCCAGCAUCGCAUUUUAACUAACUUUAUAUAUAACCUCUGCACUAAUGCGUGUCUCACAAUCUGAUCCGGUGCAAUGUUUCCACUCUCUCAAAAAAUUUCCUCCGCCUCAUAUUUAUCAACCUUUUAUUUCUCAGAUGGAAAGAUUAUUGUUUUUUUUUUAUAUAAAUAUAUAUAUGUAUUCUGUUGAUAUAAUUGUUAGUAUUAAUACUACUUGUCGUUUAGCCUCCUCCUUAUUUUCAGAUUCAAGCAUGAUUUUUCUUUCACGGAACGAAAAGCUAUUUUUCUUUCUUUUUUUUGCAAAAGUUGUUGAUAAUUAUUUUCUGCUUCUGUUAAACUUAGCAUGAUUUAAAUAUGAGUGUUUUUAUUUUAGAAAUCAAUACAGAUGUCUGUAGUCUUCUCAUUGUAGCUCUAUGUUUGCCCUCUUUUUUUUUUUAAAGAUGGCUGAAUGAAUGUAAAAGAUGUUGACAAAAAAAAAAACGUUGGAUGGUGUUGUCCAAUACUGUGGUUAACCCAAUCAAUUUGUUUACUGCAGACCAAACGAUUCACAACAGAGAUGAUAUAUUGGUUACAAGAGAUAUGUUUAUAUAAACCUAUUCUAUAAGUUGUUCUUUUUGUACAGUAUUUUUCCUAUACAUUACUGAACUAUGUAUUUUAAAAGCACAACAGAUCCAGAAUAUUAUUAAAGAAUACAAAUAUAUAACUCAAAGACAAAUGCAUAUAGUGGUAUUUUGAUAUUCUAUAUUCACUAGGAUGUGGUAGUUUUACAGAGAUUUGUGGAUAUUCAGCAGCACCCAAACCUCCUGGGCAUUAUUAUUACCAUUAUCACUAUGAAUAUUAUUAUUAUUAUGACAACACUCCUGCUUGUGUUGGCGCCACCUUUAGGCUCCCAUAUCAUAUAAAUCCCAUUGAACUCUGAGGAAACAGUCCGGAAGAGAGAAUGUACAGUUAGGCACUUUUUAAAAUCCAUCAAAUCCGACAAGAAAACGAACGUUUGAUCAUCAUGUUUAAUGUUGUGAACUUCCCCCGACAUUUGAGUCGUCCACACUUUUCUUUCUUACAAUGGUGAAUAUUCUUAAUUUUUCAAGGCUUUUUAUUUUUAAACUGCGCAGCUUGUGAGUCGUUACUUUCUGAUCUGAUUUGACGGGUUGAAGUUACUAUGAAGGAAGGGAAAUCUAUAGCUGGUUACUGCUCUGUGUGUGAUUGGUUCCUUCAGUAAAUGCAGUUUUAGCAUGUCCCUGAACCUGAGUGAUGGACACUGGGAAGCUUUCUUUAUUUUUUCUUAAAUGAAGGCUUUUACAGUGGAGUUUCCCCCCAAAACGUUAGUUGUGUUGUAGUGUAGAGCUGCAUGCUGCUUUUUGCCAAUCAGUCCAAGACAAGGAUGCGAUGAUUCAUGUUUUUGAGGGCUGAUAUUGACAUUUCUGAUUUUUGUAUGGAAGUCCAGGGCUGCAAAUAUUAAAAUGAAAUCCUCCAAAGAAAUUGUUUGACAUUUUGGGAUAUUUUUAUUCUAUUAUUCGCUAUGUUGCUGACUGUUGACUGUGCUGAUGAGAAGAUUAUAACCAUUCUCAUGUGCAUUAGGGGUGUCACGAUAUACCGGUAUUGAUGAUAACCGUGAUAUUUAGAAAUGAAAUGAUAAUAAUACACAUUUGAUAAUAUUGUGCAAACAAUACAGCACCUCUUAAAUCAUUUUAUAGAUACAGUUAUGGUUACAUACACCUCCCUACACUCAUAUUUUGAGUGUAAUUCAUUUACCAAAAAAGAGACAAAACACACAAUAAACUAUGUUAAAGAUGAAUUUGACGGAUAGCAUUGUUAUCUUUUUCUUUUUUUUUUUCUAUAGAUGUUUUGAUAAUAUCGUUAGCGUGAAUUCUUUUGGCCACGAUAAUCGUUUAAAAAAAUCUGAUAUCGUGACAGCCCUAGUUUGUAUUAAUAUGAAGUUACAGUUAGCAGCCGAUUAGCUUAGCUUAGCACAAAGACUUUAACCGGAGGGAAACUGCUCCGACAGAUUUUUCAAAAGAGGUAUAAUAAAAAGAAAAUAUAUGUUUUUAUUUAUCAGAAAUAAGCUAAAAUCAGGACAAAUCAAAUGUAAAAACAUGGUUUGUAAUUUAAUCUUCACUUUUUUUUUGUUUUUUAUUUCACAUUCAAUGUUAGAUUAAAAAAGAACAUACUUUUUGACAUAUAUAUAAUACACACUCAAACAGCAAAUUAAAUUUAAAUUUGAGCAAAUAACUUUAAUAGUGACAUCCCUGGACUUCCAUAUUUUUUUGCCGACACCUUUGAAUUUUGAGGCAUCAGUAUUUGGUUCUUUUCAGGGUGAAUUUAAAAACCUUACAACCCAAACAAAAGCCAAUAUCGGCCCAAUAAAACUGAUCAGAUCCCAGUCCAGACUUGGUUGAACAUUAUUGAUCUAAUCCAAAGGUGUGUGCGAGAUGGAAAAUGGUUCUUUUCUAACCAACAAACUAUCGUCUUAGUGUUCUUGCGCACAGACGAUUGUGACCAUGGUUCGUAGAGACGACUGGAACGAUGCUUCCUGAAUCUGUGGAGCAUCUUUUUAUGAAAUCUUAUAGAAAUAUAUAUAUAUAUAUAUAUAUAUAUAUAUAUAUAAAUAUAGGAAAAAGCCAAUAAUUAAUCCAUGUGUAUCCCAAAAGUACCUCACUGUCGAGUGAUUUCACUACCUCACCCGGAAACGUUAACCAUAAUUCUGAGUCUAUUCCAGUGCCUUGAAUACACUGACUGUUCCCCAGUCUCUCAGCAAUGUAAUCUUCUAAUCACAGCACCAAUCAGAUAGCUUCAGAUCUGCACUGAAGGGCUUCUUAGUGCAUCAAAAAAAUCUAUAUAUUAUAUACACAGAUAAACUCUGUUCAUUUCUUAUUUUGGACAUUGCAACAGACUUGUAACCAUUGUAUUCAUGGCAACACCAACGGACUGUUUCAGAGUGUAUAAAAAUGCAACACAGAGGUGUAUUCAGUCUUGAUUGUCAUGGAAUGGAUGCAUGACAUUUUAUGUGUGCUUUUCAGCCCUUAGCCUCUCCGUCUCUCUGUAAUUUGUAGUGUCUAUAAUAAAAAUCCCAAUUCUU
This is a messenger RNA of Sebastes umbrosus (honeycomb rockfish), 4805 nucleotides long. It is a transcript of the gene hlfa, whose product is annotated as HLF transcription factor, PAR bZIP family member a. Bases 16 to 915 code for a protein of 299 amino acids. The transcript has 4 exons. Gene Ontology annotation, cellular component: nucleus. Gene Ontology annotation, molecular function: DNA-binding transcription factor activity, RNA polymerase II-specific; RNA polymerase II cis-regulatory region sequence-specific DNA binding. NCBI's taxonomy places the organism in Eukaryota, Metazoa, Chordata, Actinopteri, Perciformes, Sebastidae. The record is from RefSeq and is a predicted model, not a curated record. Gene Ontology annotation, biological process: regulation of transcription by RNA polymerase II.